Messenger RNA from Meleagris gallopavo (turkey), 2827 nucleotides. Lineage: Eukaryota; Metazoa; Chordata; Aves; Galliformes; Phasianidae. The record is from RefSeq and is a predicted model, not a curated record.
CAUUUAUAUAGGUUAUUUUUGUCUUAUCCUGUCAGGUGUCAGAAUUUGUCUGUAUCUUUCUGGAAUUCCUAUUGGAUGCUGCCCUCUGAUGUUUGUGGAGUGAACUGCUUUUGGGAAGCUGCUUUUAGGUACAAUUAUCUGAAAACACAGCCUUCUGAGACAGUGCAUCUCGCAGUGGUUGCCUGUGGUGAAAGACUGGAAGAGACCGUUACUAUGUUGAGAUCAGCCAUUAUUUUCAGCAUCAAACCUCUCCAGUUUCAUAUUUUUGCUGAGGAUCAAUUACAUGAGAGCUUCAAAGACAUUCUUGAUAACUUGCCAUAUGAAGGAAAAGUUAAUUACACCUUGUAUCCAAUAACAUUUCCAUCGGAGGGUGAGAAGGAAUGGAAGAAGUUGUUUAAACCAUGUGCUUCACAAAGGCUAUUCUUGCCAUUAAUCCUCAAAGACGUGGAUUCGCUGUUGUAUGUUGAUACUGACAUACUGUUUUUGAGACCCGUUGAUGAUAUUUGGUCUUUUCUGAGAAAGUUCAACUCCACACAAAUUGCUGCAAUGGCACCAGAACAUGAAGAGCCUCGUAUUGGGUGGUAUAAUCGCUUUGCUCGGCAUCCCUAUUAUGGAGUGACUGGAAUAAACUCUGGAGUCAUGUUAAUGAACAUGACACGUAUCAGAAGAAAGUAUUUCAAGAAUGAUAUGACAACAGUCCGGUUACGGUGGGGAGAAAUUCUUAUGCCUCUGCUGAAGAAGUACAAGUUGAACAUAACGUGGGGUGAUCAGGAUCUGUUGAACAUAAUGUUUUUUCACAAUCCAGAAAGUCUGUAUGUCUUUCCUUGCCAAUGGAAUUAUCGGCCUGACCACUGCAUUUAUGGAAGCAAUUGUAAGGAAGCUGAAGAAGAAGGUAUAUUUAUUCUUCAUGGAAACAGGGGUGUUUACCAUGAUGAUAAACAACCAACUUUUAGGGCCGUGUAUGAAGCAAUAAAAAAUUAUUCAUUUGGAGAUGAUCUGGUUCAUUCACUGUUGCAGCCCCUAGAACUGGAACUACAGAAAACAGUGCAUACAUACUGUGGGAGAGUAUACGAAGUGUUCAUAAAGCAGCUGAAGAAAAGCAUAAGAGACUUGUCUGUCAGAAGAUCAAAGGGAAGCUGAUUAAAACUGCAAGCUCUUAAAUCAAGAGACUGAGUUAAUGUACUGGUCAGAAAGUGCAACAGUAUGGCUCGAAUUGGCUCUUAAUGUGCCCAGAUAAAAGUUUACUAGCAUACAUAAAAAUGAAGAAAAUAUUCACGUAAUGAAGAACAGGAACUCCUUUUUCCUGCAAGGGUGACCCUUUUCUCUUUUGAAGGUUAAUCACUGCUACUGUUGGAUCUGAUGAUUUAGAUGCUACUGAUUUCUAUGGUCAGUGGAUUUAGUCUUCAUAAUUCAAUUAUCUCUAAUGAUGAAACAAACAAGGGAGAAAUGAAAAUGGCUCUAUUUGGAAGUGUACCUCAUUAUCUAAAAUUCAUCUACACUGUGAAUGUAGCAAUAACUGAGUCAGCAGCACUAACCUCACUUUAAAGGUGUGAUCACAAAGUUGUUUACAAGUGCAGAAAAUACUCUGUUUUCAAAGAAAUACAAUAUAAUCAUUGACAAUCUGUACGUGCCUUUAUAUAUUCAUCUCUUAUACAUAUUGGGUUACUGUUUUGACAAUCUUGCUGUGCUUAUCUUUGAUGUAAACUGCACACUAUAAAUACAGUUUUCUUAUAAAUGAAUAGCUAGUGUGAGAUACUAGUUUUCUGUCUGUAGAUAGUGAGAAUUUGUUUCAAUAUUGUUGAGCCCUCUUGCCUAGAUGAUAUAGUUGAAUUGAGAGGUUCUGUAUUUUUGCAACAAUAUGAAGAUAUUUUUCAUGGAAUACUUAAAAAAAAAAAGUUUUGCAGCUUUAUAGGGUGUUUUGGAAAUAUGGAAAAAAAAAAGGUGGAUGGUGGAAAGCUGGCUCUGUAUUCUCUUACUAAGAAUCAUUACAUGAUGAUUAUUAUGGAGUAUUUAGUACCUAAAAUUGAAGAGCUGUGGUAAAAGUUCUGAUGUUUCAUCAGACUGUGUAUUAGAUGUUUUCUUUAGAGAAUAUAUCCUGUUACCAUGUUUUCGGUUUUUUUUCCUUCAAAUAACAUGGAUUUAAAAUAGUUUUGGGCAAGACCCUUGACUGCAUGAUUAUAUUAAUAUUGAAUAGGGUGUUAGUGAUUUACAACAGUUAAGGAUUAAGCUUUCCGUAGGUAUCUUGAUGAAAAAAAAAGUUUAUGCAAGGCAAAUUUUAAAAGAGAAAAGCAUAGGAAAAGAAGGUUGAAUUCUAAUGUUACGGUAAAAUACUAUUUAAACAUGCAUGGUAUUAAAUGUAUUUGUAAGUGUACUUGAAUUGAACUCAUAACCUGAGAUGAAGCCUUUAUAAAGUGAGUUUUUUGAAUUCCAGAAAAGCUCCUGUGUGAUGAACCUUGGAGGAUCUACUUGCUGACUUGCGCCUUCAUUCUAACUCCAUUUUAGAAGCUUAGUGUUUGUGGCUCUUUCUUUGACAAAGGCAGACUGGUUUGGAAUCUCAGAUCCACAUAAGCUUUAGCAGUACAGAAGCGCACUCCAUUGUAAGCAGAGUUUGUGUUCUGCACCUAUCCUCCCUGCUGGCUCAGGGUGUAAAUCUGUGGAAUGCUAAAUAGAAAGUCUGCCUCACAUGUAAGUUGUUUGUUCUCCUUGUUAUGUGUAACCUUUUGAAGUCUGAGAAUCUAGAAAUCUCUGUGAAGGUGAAUACUGUUACUGACUGAUAUAACAGUAUGCAAUACAUUAUUUUUUUACAUAAAUACAAAUUUUAUAUCAA